This is a messenger RNA of Vespula pensylvanica (western yellowjacket), 671 nucleotides long. Its product is annotated as carbonic anhydrase 3-like. The transcript is spliced from 3 exons. The record is from RefSeq and is a predicted model, not a curated record. Gene Ontology annotation, cellular component: cytoplasm. Gene Ontology annotation, molecular function: carbonate dehydratase activity; zinc ion binding. NCBI's taxonomy places the organism in Eukaryota, Metazoa, Arthropoda, Insecta, Hymenoptera, Vespidae. The coding region runs from base 105 to 620 and encodes 171 amino acids.
CGAGCAUCGCGCCGAUGGUGCAAAGUGUGCGAAUUUUCUUCGUAUCUCCUUCCUUCUUAUUUUUCACGUGAUCUCAUUGAAAUAUCUUAUCUUCAAGUACGCCGAUGGAACUCCACGUAGUACACUUUAAAACGCAAUACUUAACUCUAGAGCAUGCUCUUCGACAAGUCGACGGCAUUAUAAUAAUCGUUUAUUUUUUAAAGUUGCAGACGUCUCCUAAUAUAUUUUUAAAGGAGAUAAUAAGCGCUUUGCCUUCCAUUAAAAUCGCUAAUUCCAGCAUUCGUUUAGUACCGAUUGUUCUAACGAAUAUUUUUAAAGCAUUUACCGAAGAUUAUUUUAUAUAUUGGGGUUCGACGAUAACACCACAAUGGACUCGGCGUAUAAUGUGGUUCAUAUGCAGAGAACCUAUUGGAAUAUCCAAAGAACAGAUAGACAAAUUUCGAAAUUUAUACGACGAGAAUACAAAACCGAUCCUUGGAAAUAGUCGGCCACUUCAGAAUAGAGACAACAGGCAUGUUUUCCACGUUUGUCCAACGAGAUCGUUACACUCUACGCUUUUACCGAUAUCAAGAGAACAGAUUGCUCUAUCCAGCCAAGCCAACCCUUUUCUACCGCGUUAAGUACAAAGAAAUAUAAACCGAUUAAAGCUAUUAAAUAUCGAACGAUGUAUU